GUGAAAGUGUGCACAUUGAAGUAAUUGUCUGCAAGCGCGUAUACCCAGUGCGGUACAUUGUUCACCUCUCGGUAAAACCCAGUUUGUGUGUGAAACUUUUGAGUGAUCAGCCAAGUAAGCAGAAAUGGCACGUACUAAGCAAACAGCCCGUAAAUCCACGGGAGGAAAAGCACCCAGGAAGCAGCUCGCCACUAAAGCUGCACGUAAAAGCGCACCGUCGACCGGAGGUGUCAAGAAGCCUCAUCGUUACAGGCCGGGUACUGUAGCUCUUCGUGAAAUCAGAAGAUACCAGAAGUCAACCGAGUUGCUCAUCAGGAAAUUGCCCUUCCAGCGUCUUGUGCGUGAAAUCGCUCAGGAUUUCAAAACCGAUCUCCGUUUCCAGAGCGCGGCCAUCGGUGCUCUGCAGGAGGCCAGUGAGGCGUAUCUCGUCGGUCUCUUUGAAGACACAAAUUUGUGCGCCAUCCACGCCAAGAGAGUGACCAUCAUGCCGAAGGACAUUCAGCUGGCUCGGCGAAUCCGAGGAGAGCGUGCUUAAGCAGAUAAUCAAGUUAUGGAGACAUUGUUUCGCUUCUUGGUUCAGUAUAAUGUUUCACUUCAUUGCAUUUCCAUGCAUACGAGGAAUAAUGUUGUUGUAAUACUGAUCCUCAAACGUAUAAUAAUACAGUAAAGUGUACACUAUAUUGAUACAAGAAGUCAGCGUUCAUUUUUUUGUUUAUCUCAUUAGAAACAACUAUAUUGCGAUAUAUCUCUCACUGCCAAAUAUUGAAGGGAUUAAAUUGUUGUGGUAGAGCAGAUGGUAUUUUUUUGUUAACAUAUAUCUAUAGUUUUGACUUAAAUACAAGUAAGAUUUUUAUUUUUCUAAAAUAAGCUCCAUCCAUGGUCAACGAAAUUGUUUAACUUUUUUUUUUCGACAAAAACCAUAGAAGUUAUAUUUACAUUCAUUAUAAAUUUUAAAAUGAUUACAGUGAACAAAAUACAAAAGUUGUUCGAUAACUUUUUACUUACUUGAAAAUUUACACGGAAACGUAUGCAUGUAAACAUAUUUGUUUCUUGUACUUUUUUAGAAUGGAUAAUAAGUGUAACGUUAUUACUGUAAGGAACAGAAGGCUGCAGAUUAUUUACAUUACUUCACUAUGCUUAAAGACACAUUAAAUCUUCCGUUCAUUAUUGGGAAAUAGUUAACAAUAAUUUGUCUUCAGUGAUUACAACAGCUGAUUGCAAACAAAAACAAAAGCCUUUAUUACUAUGUAACUUCUAUUUAGGUGUAAGAUACGCUGUAGAUGAUUAGAUUGACAUUGUGAUUUGGUGUUUGGACAUAAGAAUAGAAAAAAGUAUUUAAUUGUAGUUCUAGAUCUAGCUUUCAUUCUUUAAGCUUCCAAUUAAAGUAUGAAAAAUUCGGUUAAAAUAAUUUUAAAGAAGAAAUUUCUUGAAAAUCUUAAACGUCAUUGUAAUUAUUUCAAAGCUGGCAGCUUAUGAUUUUGAGUCUAUUAUGUGUGAAAAAUUGUGAGUUUAUGUGAAUGUCCAUUUGGAACGAUUGAUUAACCUUAUGUAUAAACUAAAUAUAUGACAGUCAAAUUAUUAUAAAAGUGUAUUAACAUGUGUAGUAUAUAAAAUAGUUAAUAUACAUUAUUACUAAACAAUAAAA
Messenger RNA from Copidosoma floridanum, 1645 nucleotides. RefSeq names its product histone H3.3A. Gene Ontology annotation, molecular function: DNA binding; protein heterodimerization activity; structural constituent of chromatin. NCBI's taxonomy places the organism in Eukaryota, Metazoa, Arthropoda, Insecta, Hymenoptera, Encyrtidae. Gene Ontology annotation, cellular component: nucleosome. The record is from RefSeq and is a predicted model, not a curated record.